Sorex fumeus (smoky shrew) is the source of this 3286-nucleotide messenger RNA. It is a transcript of the gene MPZL3, whose product is annotated as myelin protein zero like 3. NCBI's taxonomy places the organism in Eukaryota, Metazoa, Chordata, Mammalia, Eulipotyphla, Soricidae. The transcript has 6 exons. Bases 66 to 779 code for a protein of 237 amino acids. Gene Ontology annotation, cellular component: membrane. The record is from RefSeq and is a predicted model, not a curated record.
GGCGUUACCUGUGGCGUUCCCGGGGAGCCGUAAACAAGGUGUGCGAGCGCCGGAGAGCCGUCGGGAUGCAGCAGAGCGGAGCGGCUGGAGGCCGAGGCUGCGCGCUCUGGCCCCUGCUGGCUGUUUUGUUCUGCCCCGGUCCUCACGUGGUCCUUUCCUUGGAGAUCAAAGUGGAUGCUCAAGCCCGGGGUUACGUGGGAGAAAAGAUCAAGCUACGAUGCACCUUCAAGUCGACGGCAUCAGUCAGUGACAAGCUCACCAUAGACUGGACAUAUCGCCCGCCCAGCAGCAGCCGCACAGAAUCAGCAAGUAUUUUUCAUUACCAGUCUUUCCAGUACCCAACCACAGCAGGCACGUUCCGGGACCGAAUUUCCUGGGCUGGAGACGUGUACAAAGGGGACGCGUCUAUAAGCAUCAGCAAUCCGACCCUCAAGGACAACGGAACGUUCAGCUGUGCCGUAAAGAAUCCCCCAGACGUGCACCAUAAUAUUCCGGUGACGGAGCUGACAGUCACAGAACGGGGCUUUGGCACGAUGCUCUCCUCUGUGGCUCUUCUCUCCAUCCUCGUCUUCAUCCCCUCGGCGGUGGUGGUCGUCCUGCUGCUCGUGCGGAUGGGACGGAAGUCUGCGGGGCUGAAGAAGAGGAGCAAGUCCGGCUACAAGAAGUCUUCAAUCGAGGUUUCAGAUGACACUGACCAGGAGGAGGAGCAUGACUGCAUGGCCCGGCUCUGUGUUCGCUGCGUCGAGUGCCUGGACUCAGAUUACGAAGAGACCUACUGAUCAACACUUCCUGCCUGAGGAAGAGACCCCCAUUCCCGGGACUUGCACCCUGCCUGACGUCUCCAAGAGGCAGAGUGGGCCUGGCCCCAGCAGCAACAGACCGCAGAGGUCACCAGCAAAGACUCACCCGUGUAUUUAUUGAAGAAGUUUUCUUCUCAUAUUUAUAAACACUUCGAAAGUGCUCAGAAGAGACACACCCCAACCCUUCUGGGUAACUCAUCUUUGAUCUGAAGGGAGGAAUCCUCUUCCCGACCCGAAGGAUGCCGCUUGUGCCACGAUUUCUCUCCAUGAUGCCAGCGAGGACCCUGCACAGGCCGCACUGCUGGUGCCAAUGUUCUGUGCCUCUUUGUUACUAAGCGGAGCAUAUUGUUUCCUGAUGUGCUGCUGGACACGUUUGCUUGGGGAAAAGUAUUCUUUGUCAGGUGCCCCUUGCACACUGGAGGCUGCGAACGAGCAAGUGUGCCUCACGCCAUGUACUCAUGGGUCUGUGGGGAGUACCUGGCAUGCUUCCUUAGGCUCUGCAGGAUUGGGCAGGCCAGUGCCUUGACUGAGUUUUAAAAGUGUUAUGUAUCAUUAAUGGACUAUGAAGGAAAGGGAGGGGGGAUUCUUUCUGUCUCACAGUUUAUUUUACUGUCUUCCAUUUGCCUGGUGUGUGGUUCCUUCUUGACUUUUCAAAUUACAGGCAAGAAAAACUCUCUGGAAGUUCUCAAGGGGCAACUAGUAUAUUUAAGCAAAUGUUUGCAACGAGAUCAUUUUUCUAGCUCAUCCUUCAAAACUUUUUUUUUUUAAUUUCUAGUUUGGGGCUGGGGCCGGAGCGAAAGCACAGCUGUAGGGUGUUUGCCUUGCAUGCAGCCAGCCCGGACGAGCCGGGUUCGAUUCCUCCACCCCUCUGGGAGAGCCCGGCAAGCUACUGAGAGUAUCUCGCCUGCAUGGCAAAGCCUGGCAAGCUACCCAUGACGUAUUCAGUAUACCAAGCACAGCAGCAACAAGUCUUACGAUGGAGACGUUACUGGUGCCCCUCGAGCAAAUUGAUGAACAACAGGACAGUGCUACAGUUUGAUGUAAACAAAGGUGUUUACAAGCGGUCCUUGCACAAUGUUGGGAAGAGGGAAGUGAAGCUGUACAUCAUUUCACUUCUCCCUUCUGUUCUCACGGGAACUUCUAUCAGCUUUCUGCCUUCUUCCAGAGCCAUAUAUUCCAGAUUUUAAGGGGCUGGAAAUUAUCUACGAACCCCGAGAGUAGGUAUGACAUGUGAGGACAGAUGGACGGCAGAGUCCCCAGAAUAGGGUGGUGGGGGUUGCUCUCCAGGCUUGAGUCAUGAAUGCCUUCUCCUCGUGCCUUAGUGUUCUCAGCAAGACUGGCCUGGCCAUGGUAGUUCUUGGGGUUCCCUGGAAACAUUAGGGGUUGGACAGAUAGUACAGCAGGCAGUGUGCUUGACUGCACACGUGGUUGACCUGGGUUCUAUCCCAGGCAUCCCUUAUGGUCCCCCAAGCGUCCUCUGAAAUGAUUGCUGAGCACCACCGGGUAUGGUUCUCCCCCCAAAAAACAAACCCCCAAUAAUAUAAUAGCAAUAUACACUAUAUACAUUAACCAAAAAUCAUGGGUUUGUUCAUUUUUUGCCUUGGUCUAGUUAGAAGCUUGAUGGAAUCCAUCUCUUAAGAUUUUGCAUGACCUCCCUGGUUAACUUGGCCCAGAGAUUAGAGUCGGUUACUUGGCCGAGAUGACUAUCUCCUGACUUCUUGUCUGCUAACAAUAAAAGAGAAUGAGCUUGUCACCAUUGGCAGUUUGCAGUCCUAGUGGUUAAACCUCAUCCACUUAGCCUGCUUGUCAAGUAUGUGGUUGCCUGUGGACCAAUCGAGUGAGACCACUUCCAGCAGUUCCGCUGAGAGCUGGAGCACCAAGCUCAUGGCCAUCAGCAGCUGGAGACCUAAAUGCUGAGCCCUUGCAUGUGUUUCCCUGAGAAAGAUUCUGGGAACCCAGUGAAAGCCACAUCCCACGAAAUGGGGAACCAGUUUUGACUGUUGCUUCCUCAGCCUCUCCCUUUGGGAGAGCACGCUUGGGUGCUACAUCGGGAGGCGUAUUUAUUGCUGAUGCCUGAAUGCUCUGGACCAUGAUUUGCAUCCUGGGUUUGUAGCCUGAAUCAUGAUUUGAUGCAGUCCCUUUCUUUUCACAUACCAGAACAACUGAGUCCUUUCUGGGAGAACAGUGCCCUGCCAGUCUAGGGGCCUCUGGUCACCCCAGUUGUUGGCCCCGCUGUCCACUCCCUCCUGUAAGCUCUAGUAGGGGAAUCAAAUGUAGCUUUUUAAAAUCUGUCUUCAGAGAACCAUAGAGCAGUGUUGGACACUACUUUAAGAGGGAGAUGCCUUUUUUUUUUUUUUAAACCUACUGUCUUAACAUCUUCUAAGGUGCUAUUCUCACUUUCUUGUUGCUGCUCCCCAAAUUCUGGUCACACUAGGUGGGCCUGUCGGACAAGAGGCUUUUCUUCUGAGACUAUCAGGAGAGAUAAA